Oncorhynchus keta (chum salmon) is the source of this 7744-nucleotide messenger RNA. RefSeq names its product protein lifeguard 2-like. Bases 291 to 1175 code for a protein of 294 amino acids. The transcript is spliced from 12 exons. The record is from RefSeq and is a predicted model, not a curated record. NCBI's taxonomy places the organism in Eukaryota, Metazoa, Chordata, Actinopteri, Salmoniformes, Salmonidae. Gene Ontology annotation, cellular component: Golgi apparatus; endoplasmic reticulum; membrane. Gene Ontology annotation, biological process: negative regulation of apoptotic signaling pathway.
CUAGAAUGUUCCUUUUUGGGUAAGGGGAGGGGGGGGGUCUGUGAGAAUCCUAACUGCGUGGCUGUUGGAUUAAGAAACUGCAGCAUCAGAAAGGGUUUAAUCUAAGAGAAGCAACAGCAGAGAGCGAGCGACCUAGUGUCAGUCCUUUUAUUUUGACUGCAAGUACGACUGGGCAACAAGGAUACAUAUAAGAGGAUACAAUAACAAAAGGAAAGCAGAGCUUCUUUGACUGGAGCAGAGAGAUAAAUAAACCAUUGUAGUAUCUGCUGCAGACACCAAACACAGCCAUUAUGACCCAGGGCAAGCUUUCAGUCGCAAACAAAGCUGCUGAAGCAGGAGAGAAGCAGUAUGGCACAUCAAGUGGAGAAGCAGGAGGGCCACCUGCCCCUCCCACCUAUGAGGAGGCCACUGGCACAAGUGAGAAAGCAGGCCUCAGCGGCAGCCCCUGUUACGGUAGGGCUUGUCCUAGUGACGAGGAGAUGCUAACAGAAUUCAGCUGGAGUGAUAAAAACAUCCGGCGGAUCUUUAUCCGCAAGGUUUACUCCAUCUUGAUGAUCCAACUUCUUGUCACUCUUUCCAUAGUGGCUCUCUUCACAUUCUGUGAACCAGUGAAGUUCUACAUUCAGUCCAACCCUGGAUGGUACUGGGCUUCUUAUGCUGUAUUCUUUGUCACAUACAUUACACUCGUCUGCUGUCCUGGACCAAGGAGACAGUUUCCAUGGAAUCUGAUCCUGCUCGCCGUCUUUACCCUCUCUCUCUCCUAUAUGACAGGGAUGCUAUCCAGUUACUAUAACACCAAGUCAGUGGUGAUGUGUCUGGGUAUUACUGCUAUGGUCUGUCUUACGGUCACUCUCGUCAGCUUCCAAACUAAGUUUGACGUGACCUCAUGCCAAGGCGUAUUGUUUACCUUCUGCAUGGUCAUGAUGGUGUCUGGACUGGUCUUGGCCAUCGCCCUGCCCUACGGAUAUGUGCCCUGGGUGCAUGGUGUCUAUGGUGUCUUGGGAGCGUUACUGUUUACCAUGUUUUUGGCGUUUGACACACAGCUACUGAUGGGGAACAAGCGCUACACAAUAAGUCCAGAGGAAUACGUCUUUGCCACUCUCAACAUCUACCUAGAUAUUAUCUACAUCUUCUCCUUCUUCCUGUCCCUGUUUGGAACAGAGAGAACAAACUGAUUCCACAUCCAGGCCAGCAUCGCAGAUCACCAUCUACACAGGAUCCGUAUUCAUAGUCUCAAACUGCAUUUACACAUGUAGCCAGAUUCAGAUAAUUUUUUCACUAAUUGCUAUUUGACCAAUCAGAUCAGCUCAAAAAAAUGUCUGAUGUGAAAAGAUCAGAUGUGAUUGGUCAAAAUACCAAUUAGUGGAGAAAGGUCUGAAUUGGGCUGCAGCCUCAGAGUAGUAGUGUUGAUCAAGGAUUUGCCAUUUAGAUCAUCAAAUCAAAUGUAUUUAUAUUGCCCUUCUUACAUCAGCUGAUAUCUCAAAGUGCUGUACAGAAACACAGCCUAAAACCCCAAACAGCUAGCAAUGCAGGUGUAGAAGCACGGUGGCUAGGAAAAACUCCCUAGAAAGGCCAAAACCUAGGAAGAAACCUAGAGAGGAACCAGGCUAUGAGGGGUGGCCAGUCCUCUUUUGGCUGUGCAGGGUGAAGAUAACAGAACAUGGCCAAGAUGUUCUAUUGUUCAUAAAUUACCAGCAUGGUCAAAUAAUAAUAAUCACAGUAGUUGUCGAGGGUGCAACAAGUCAGCACCUCAGGAGUAAAUGUCAGUUGGCUUUUCAUAGCCGAUCAUUAAGAGUAUCUCUACCGCUCCUGCUGUCUAGAGAGUUGAAAACAGCAGGUCUGGGACAGGUAGCACGUCCGGGGAACAGGUCAGGGUUCCAUAGCCGCAGGCAGAACAGUUGAAACUGGAGCAGCAGCACGGCCAGUUAAACUGGGGACAGCAAGGAGUCAUCAUGCCAGGUAGUCCUGAGGCAUGGUCCUAGGGCUCAGGUCCUCAGAGAGAGAGAAAGAAAGAGAGAAUUAGAGAGAGCAUACUCAAAUUCACACAGGACACCAGAUAAGACAGGAGAAGUAUUCCAGAUAUAACAGACUGACCCUAGCCCCCGACACAUAAACUACUGCAGCAUAAAUACUGGAAGCUGAGACAGGAGGGGUCAGGAGACACUGUGGCCCCAUCUGAUGAUACCCCCGGACAGGGCAAAACAGGCAGGAUAUAACCCCAUCCACUUCCCCAAAGCACAGCCCCCACACCACUAGAGGGAUAUCUUCAACCACCAUCCUGAGACAAGGCUGAGUAUAGCCCACAAAGUAUCAUAGUAUUAUAUACAGGGGGAUCUGAUCCUAGAUCAGCACUAUCAGCUAUAAAUGCAGGCUCUGAUCUCACCAUCAUUAUGUACUGUACAAAACCCAUUGAUCCUUGAUCCACCACCUCCUCCCACAUGCCCCCUCUAGCAUGAUAUGGACCUAUACUACUGUAUCCAGUAUUGAGUUUUUAGCCUGUCUAUUAAGCUGUUGAUCUCAGCACUAAUGUACAGCAGUUUUCAUCCAUAGGGCCACAGAUCUAUAGAUUUACAUUGCUCGCAGUAGACAGAUGUGAAAGAAAAAAUAACAUGCAAAAAUACUGAGUCUAAAAUCUAUAACUGACCGUAGGUGUUUGUGUCAUGCAGAUGUGAUGUAAUUGUUUUCUCCUAUCUUUUAACAACAACAGUCAUCUAUGACACUGCUCUAAAGGGGAUCCCCUCUUAUCACUCCUGAACACAUGAAUAUCAGUUAUGAAAAUCAAAUUCAACAAUAGCAAUACUGUUUUCAUUUCGACUUUUGCUUUAAAAAGCAGCUCAAACAAAACAUGUAAAAUUAAAUAUAGCCAUUGAAAUCUACCAUGCAAAUAUACUGUGCAUUAUAGGGAAAUAAUGCACACUCUAGAAUGCCCUUCAAGCCAAUCGGAAAGGAGACUUUUCACCACCAUUUUACUGAAUCAGGGUAUAUUUAAAUGUAUAUUUAAAUGUAGUUGGCGAAUAAAGGUGAUUCUCUAAUACUAAUGGUUUGAGCGUUCUCUGGCACUCCAGGAUGGAAUUCCGUUUGAGUCUUUGCAUGUCAAAAAAGAUACACGUCAAAGGUGUCAAAUAAUACUAUUGCAUUGGUGCUAGCUAGGUACCAAGCUAAAGCUAGCUAGGUACCAAGCUAAAGCUAGCUAGGUACCAAGCUAAAGCUAGCUAGGUACCAAGCUAAAGCUAGCUAGCUACCCCAGAAGUUGCUAAUAACAGCUGUAUCAAAGAUAUUUGCAAACAUUUUUGAUUCUAAUCUAAUUUCAAAUGCUCACACAGACGUUUUUCCAUUCGGUCGAACAAAUAAUGACUUAUUACCAACGCAGUAUUGUACAGAUUUGACAGUGAUCGUAAUGGUGGCGCUUGGCUUGCACGUGCAAAUUCAGCACACACAACAUUCCAUAAUGGAAUUGUGUUAUUUGAAGUGUCAAAUUAAAAGCUUAUUUGACCAUGUAUAUUUUUUGACACAUAAAGACCCAAAUGGCGUUCCAUACUCCAGAGUGAAUUUACAAACGCACCCUACAUCAGUGUUAUUACAUUUACAUUUAACCUUUAUUUAACUAAGCAAGUUAGUUAAGAACAAAUUCUUAUCUACAAUGACGGCAUACCCUGGCCAAACCCAGACAACGCUGAGCCAAUUGUGCGCCGCCCUAUGGGACUCCCAAUCAUGGCCAGAUGUGAUACAGCUUGGAUACUGGUACUCAAAGCUCUUUACAUAGUGGAGAGGAACCAGAGACUGUCGUGACACCUCUUACACUGAGAUGCAGUGCCUUAGACCACUGCGCCACUUGGGAGCACAUUGAGUACAGAUGUAGGAUCUUAAUUUGAUCACUCUGUUGCAGGAGAACUUUCCGGCAAUGCAGAAAAUGUCAAACUUGUAGUGUGUUUAAGUUUUAAAAUGUAUUUGGGAGUUUGUCAUUUGAAAAUUAAUGUCCAUUAAUUAUAAUCCUCAUCAUAAUUCACAUUUCCUGUUGCUGUAUGAUUAUUUUACUGCUGCAGCAAACUGGCACCUGUGCACAGUAUGUCUGUGGUUUGUUGUUUUUCUAAUGCCUGUCCUCCGAUCUGUCAGCUCUUAGCCUACUGGUUUAAAUCUCAAACGAACAUAAGAUCCAGAGUAUGCAGGCAAUUGAAUCCAAUUCUGAAUAAAUGUGCAUGUGGGCUAAUUGCUUGGCUUUCCAUGACUGCUUUAAAUCAAGUUGCACUUAAACUGGAGAUGCAAUCCUGUCUAUAUGAUGAGCCAUAGUCCAAUGAUGUCCGUAGGGGUUUCACCACUCAACCCUGGUUGGCUGCUAUGAAGUUCUAAUUUAUUUACAGAUGGUCUAAACCAAUGACUUCAUACCCAUUCUUUGCUGAGCAUGUUUUGGGGGUCAAUCUGGACAACUUUUAUUCAGGGUUGUGGUAAAUGUAUUUGCUCCAGAUGUUAUAUGUUCAUGACUGAACUUGGUGGUUGUUACUGUUUUUAUAGAGACCGAAAUAUGUUAUAUUUUGUAAAAUCAUUUAUUUAAAUGAUUGUAAAAGUUCAUCGUUUUGAAUAUUGUAACUAAAAAUAGUUAAUCAUGCUUGCAACAUGUCUGAGUGCCUUGCGAAAGUAUUCGGCCCCCUUGAACUUUGCGACCUUUUGCCACAUUUCAGGCUUCAAACAUAAAGAUAUAAAACUGUAUUUUUUGUGAAGAAUCAACAACAAGUGGGACACAAUCAUGAAGUGGAACGACAUUUAUUGGAUAUUUCAAACUUUUUUAACAAAUCAAAAACUGAAAAAUUGGGCGUGCAAAAUUAUUCAGCCCCCUUAAGUUAAUACUUUGUAGCGCCACCUUUUGCUGCGAUUACAGCUGUAAGUCGCUUGGGGUAUGUCUCUAUCAGUUUUGCACAUCGAGAAUCUGAUUUUUUUUCCCAUUCCUCCUUGCAAAACAGCUCGAGCUCAGUGAGGUUGGAUGGAGAGCAUUUGUGAACAGCAGUUUUCAGUUCUUUCCACAGAUUCUCGAUUGGAUUCAGGUCUGGACUUUGACUUGGCCAUUCUAACACCUGGAUAUGUUUAUUUUUGAACCAUUCCAUUGUAGAUUUUGCUUUAUGUUUUGGAUCAUUGUCUUGUUGGAAGACAAAUCUCCGUCCCAGUCUCAGGUCUUUUGAAGACUCCAUCAGGUUUUCUUCCAGAAUGGUCCUGUAUUUGGCUCCAUCCAUCUUCCCAUCAAUUUUAACCAUCUUCCCUGUCCCUGCUGAAGAAAAGCAGGCCCAAACCAUGAUGCUGCCACAACCAUGUUUGACAGUGGGGAUGGUGUGUUCAGGGUGUUGUUUUUACGCCAAACAUAACAUUUUGCAUUGUUGCCAAAAAGUUCAAUUUUGGUUUCAUCUGACCAGAGCACCCUCUUCCACAUGUUUGGUGUGUCUCCCAGGUGGCUUGUGGCAAACUUUAAACGACACUUUUUAUCUUUAAGAAAUGGCUUUCUUCUUGCCACUCUUCCAUAAAGGCCAGAUUUGUGCAAUAUACGACUGAUUGUUGUCCUAUGGACAGAGUCUCCCACCUCAGCUGUAGAUCUCUGCAGUUCAUCCAGAGUGAUCAUGGGCCUCUUGGCUGCAUCUCUGAUCAGUCUUCUCCUUGUAUGAGCUGAAAGUUUAGAGGGACGGCCAGGUCUUGGUAGAUUUGCAGUGGUCUGAUACUCCUUCCAUUUCAAUAUUAUCGCUUGCACAGUGCUCCUUGGGAUGUUUAAAGCUUGGGAAAUCUUUUUGUAUCCAAAUCCGGCUUUAAACUUCUUCACAACAGUAUCUCGGACCUGCCUGGUGUGUUCCUUGUUCUUCAUGAUGCUCUCUGCGCUUCUAACGGACCUCUGAGACUAUCACAGUGCAGGUGCAUUUAUACGGAGACUUGAUUACACACAGGUGGAUUGUAUUUAUCAUCAUUAGUCAUUUAGGUCAACAUUGGAUCAUUCAGAGAUCCUCACUGAACUUCUGGAGAGAGUUUGCUGCACUGAAAGUAAAGGGGCUGAAUAAUUUUGCAUGCCCAAUUUUUCAGUUUUUGAUUUGUUAAAGUUUGAAAUAUCCAAUAAAUGUCAUUCCACUUCAUGAUUGUGUUCCACUUGUUGUUGAUUCUUCACAAAAAAAUACAGUUUUAUAUCUUUAUGUUUGAAGCCUGAAAUGUGGCAAAAGGUCGCAAAGUUCAAGGGGGCCGAAUACUUUCGCAAGGUACUGUACAUGACAAAAAUAAUAGCAUAUUGUAUUCGACCUGGAAAAAUAGGAAACAUACAGUACCAGUCAAAAAUGUGGACACACCUACUCAUUCAAGGGUUUUUCUUUAUUUUUUAAUAUUUUCUACACUGUAGAAUAAUUGUGAAGACAUCAACUCUGAAAUAACACAUAUGGAAUCAUGUAGUAACCAAGAAAGUGUUCAACAAAUAAAAAUAUAUUUUAGAUUCUUCAAAGUAGCCACCCUUUGCCUUGCACACUCUUGGCAUUAACUCAACCAGCUUCACCUGGAAUGAUUUUUCAACAUUAUAGAAGGAGUUCCCACAUGUGCUGAGCACUUGUUGGCUGCUUUUCCUCCACUAUGCGGUCCAACUUAUUCCAAACCAUAAUAUAUAAUAAUAAUAUAUGCCAUUUAGCAGACGCUUUUAUCCAAAGCGACUUACAGUCAUGUGUGCAUACAUUCUACGUAUGGGUGGUCCCGGGAAUCGAACCCACUACCCUGGCGUUACAAGUGCCAUGCUCUACCAACUGAGCUCCAUCUCAAUUGGGUUGAGGUCGGGUGAUUGUGGAGGCCAGGUCAUCUGAUGCAGUACUCCAUCACCCUCCUUGUUAAAAUAUGCCUUACACAGCCUGGAGCUGUGUUGGGUCAUUGUCCUGUUGAAAUACAAAUGAUAUACUCCCUAAGGGUAAACCCGAUGGGAUUGUGUAUCGAUGCAGAAUGGUUGGUUUUGCAGCAAUUCGACCAUGAAGGCCUGAUUCACGCAGUCUCCUCUGAACAGUUGAUGUUGAGAUGUGUCUGUUGAACUCUGUGAAGCAUUUAUUUGGGCUGCAAUCUGAGGUGCAGUUAACUUUUACCAAAUAGGGCUAUCUUCUGUAUACCACCCCUACCUUGUCACAACACAACUGAUUGGCUCAAACGCAUUAAGAAGGAAAGAAAUUCCACAAAUUAACUUAUUACAAGGCACACCUGUUAAUUGAAAUGUAUGUCAGGUGACUACCUCAUGAAGCUGGUUGAGAGAAUGCCAAGAGUGUGCAAAGCUGUCAUCAAGGUGAAGGGUGGCUACUUUGAAUAAUUUCAAAUAUAACAUAUAUUUUGAUUUGUUUAACACUUUUUUUGGUUACUACAUGAUUCCAUAUAUGUUACUUCAUAGUUUUGAUGUCUUCACUAUUAUUCUACAAUAUAGAAUAGUAAAACAUUAAGAAAAACCCUGGAAUUAGUAGGUGUGUCCAAACUUUUGACAGGUACUGUAUUUGCUUACAUAACACCCUGAAUGGUUCAUAUGUGUAUGAAAUUUGUGGCCUUGGAAUAGUUUUAUCUGAACAAAUUGUAAUGAAUUUGCAGGUGUAAAUAUGCGCCUCUUGGCUAAGUGCAUUGCGUGUUAUUCCAUAUGAAUAUGUUAGAAUUAUUAUUAUUUAUUUUUACAAUUCUUGCUGUACAUAAUACAUAUGUAUUUAUUAGAACGGGAAUGUGAAUGUUUUUUGCAUUUACCUCUAAAAUAAAAUUUAAAAAAUGGACUCACCAA